Molecule: messenger RNA, 4176 nt
Organism: Epinephelus moara (kelp grouper)
Lineage: Eukaryota; Metazoa; Chordata; Actinopteri; Perciformes; Serranidae
Gene: dennd11
Product: DENN domain containing 11
Exons: 9
Coding region: 180-1724 (514 amino acids)
Cellular component (GO): cytoplasm
Source: RefSeq, a predicted model, not a curated record
GCAGCCCGUCAGUGGAUGUGACACGCUUACAAAUACAUAGAAAACAACCCAGCGAGCAGCAGGAAACCAUGAUCCGGCUCCAGCAGCGUGUUCAGUGAGCUCGUUUCAACCGGACAGCGGACUUUUGUCAUAUUUUACCCCCCUUUCCCGGAGUCCUCUGAGGCAGCAGCAGCACCACCAUGGUGGAGAAGUCGGACCGAGCCCCGCUGCUGGACUGGGAGGAAAUCCCACCGAGCGAUCCGAACCAGGCGGCACCGCCACCGCCUGCGCCGCCGCGGGAGGAGGACGCACCGGCGGUGAAAACUUCGCAGCCAACCGGGCGGCCGAAACCGACGGGCACCGCCGCUGGUACUGGGUGGAGCAGCGACAGUACCACCGCCACCAACACCACCGCCGCCACCAUCACCUGCACCCCGACGAGGAAUGUGACAGCUGUUGUUGCCAGCGGGAACGGAAGCCCGGGCCGUCCGCGAACAGAGCUCUCUGUUCACGGGUGGGAGCGCCCGGAGCCUCUCGGUACAGAUCGUAAUGUUCCCUUCCCCGGCGGCCUCUCGGUGAGGGAUCAGUGGGAGGAGAAGGACCAGAUCGUGGCUGUGUUUGUGGUUACCUUUGAUACAAGAUCAGGGAAUAUGGUAGAGUGGUGCCUGCCUCAUGACAUCAACCUAGACGGAGUUGAAUUCAAGUCGAUGGCCAGCGGUUCCCAUCGGGUCACCAAUGACUUCAUAUAUUUCCGUAAAGGAUGUUACUUUGGGCUCGCCUGUUUUGCCAACAUGCCUGUGGAGAGUGAGCUGGAGCGAGGAGCGAGGAUGAAGUCUGUGGGAAUUCUGUCUCCCUCCUACACUGUGCUUUACCGCUACAUGCACUUCCUUGAGAACCAAGUCAGACACCAGUUGCAGUGUCCGGGCCAGUACUCUCCACUGGAGGCCUUCUAUGAGGAUAAGAAGGCUGUCCUUCCCCCCGCAGGAAAUGGUCUGGUCACCGCUUGCCCGACCUGGAGUGUUACCACCAUCAACCGCUGUAUGCACCCAGAAAUGAAGAUCACCCACCCAGCUGGCUGCAUGUCCCAGUUCAUCCAGUUUUUCGGGGAGCACAUAAUGGUGCUGUGGAAGUUCGCACUGCUUAGGAAACGCAUCCUCAUCUUCUCCCCUCCACCUGUAGGUGUGGUCUGCUACAGGGUGUAUUGCUGUUGCUGCCUGGCCAACGUCUCUUUACCUGGAAUUGGUGUCUCUGUGCCCGAAUUACGGCCUUUCUUCUACAUCAACAUAGCUGACAUCACUGCCCUGGAAACAGAGAUGUCAUAUGUGGCCUGCACCACAGAGAAAAUUUUUGAGGAGAAGAAGGAGCUCUACGAUGUCUAUGUCGAUAACCAGAAUGUGAAAACACACAGAACCCAUUUGCAGCCGCUGCUGCGACUGAAUGCAGCAGAUAAGGAGAAGUACAGGAAACUGAGCGAACAGAGGCAAUUGCUGAUGUACUCUCAGGAGGUGGAUGGAGACUGCACGUCAAAUGAAGAGGAUCUUUUCAUUCUCUUCUUCAUGGAGCUGAAUAACCGCAUCUUCCAGACCCUGUCAGACGUAGCAGGGAGCGCCGAUCCCACCCUCACCGCUGAGCACGUGAGGGCCAUGGGGCUGGAUCCCCAGUGCGAUCGCUCCUUCCUGCUCGACCUGCUGGAGGUGUACGGCAUCGACGUCACACUGGUAAUAGACAACCUCUGCUGCCCCUGAGCCCCCCUCAGCCUGGGAAACUCAGAACGCCACUGGAUAUUUGUGCCUUCAAGGCCCACACACACCAAGACACCGAAGACACUGCCUCCACCCUGGGACUUUCAUCUGUCGCCUGCUGUCCCCCCCUGGGUGUCUCUUUUAACUCUGUGUGUGUGUAUCUCAUCUGACCUGUGGAGACUGUUUCCAAACAGCGCGGAUGAUGAGGACACUUAACGUUUGUGCACCGGUCCACAGUGGCUAAAAACACACCAGCCUAGCAGACAGUACGGCUUGGUAGUUGCGUGGUCUUAUAGCCAUUCACAUCUUAUCUCACUCAGUGCUGUUUUUUUGUCAGAAAUAUUUGCUUGUGUGCGCUUGUUCGACUUGGACUCCAGCUGAUGUGGCCAGGGACUGAAGCACUGGAUAAAAGUACGAAAGUCUAAAUCAGGUCUGGUCAUCACAGCGGGAUGAUUGGUCGUUCUCCACUGCACCCAUCACAAUGACGAUAACAUUGUCAGUCCUGCAGCUUUGGUGUCCACUUGUCUGAAGAAAAGAUCCAUAUUACGUGGGGGGACAUUUUACUGCUGGAAAUGAAUUUGUGUGCUUCAAAUAGAUUUUUUAUAGAAGAUCCUAGCUGUCAUAAUGUGCAACAAAUUCAUCCUGCUGUAAUAACACACUCAGAUGAUUCUGUGUAGUAAAUCAAAAGCUUUUGGACUACUUAAUUUGCCUUUCAAAAAGGAAGCAAUAGGAGUCUGUGUUAGUUGAAAGCAGCCUUCUUCACGUGUAUGCGUUUAUUUCUUUCACAACUGAAAGGAGGUAAAAGUGAAACAUGUUUAUUAAAAACCAACAAGUGUGAUAUCCUCUUUUUAUAACGGGGAUGAUUAAUUUUAGAGCUGACUCAGAAUGAGAAAAGAAAAGCUGUUGAAUACUUUGUUCACCUUUAUGCACCUUCAACAUGAAGCAGAUGUGAUAAUGUGUCUCUGUGUUUGAUCACAGUCAAAGUGCAAGUGACGGAGGUGUUUUUGUUGCUGUUUUACCUUCAACUGAGGUUCUUGAACUGUCAAUGAAUGUGACUCUGUACCACUAACUUAUCAUGAAUGCUGCACCAUGUCCACCACUGGACUUUUCCUGAUGCACACAGUGAUCAUGCUUUACUGUACCUUUUUUUUAUGCUAUGUUUAUGUCUUACAGUCUGAGCCAGUAAUUGGUUAUGGCGUGGAGGGGAUUUGUGUGUGUGUUGCACUGUAUACAGGCUCGAACCAGAGGCUGGUUCGUCAACGGAAGCCAGUGUAUGUUCUGUGAUCGUGUCGAGCGAAGAGUCCUUGAUGGAGCCGUUUGUAGUUUUCUUGUUGAUCAGCUUCAAAGAGAUCCUCUUCGCUUGUCUGCGUCCCUGACAAAGAUCUCUUUGUGUUUUUGGAAAUCUGGUGUUGGUCACAGUGAGGGCUGUGCUGCUGAGGGUUUCUCUCAGUCUUUUCAUCACAGUCCCAUUGAGUGAAUCCAGCUCCCGAGAUGAGCCAACUGUGUCUUUUGAAUUAUCCUGGCAGACUGGUUUAUUUAAUUCAUCACGCUGCCAAUCAGAGCGGUAAUUUGUUCCAUGUUGGAACACAUGAGGCUGAUGUUUGCCUCGUAUAAAUUUAGUAUAAUUGUUCUCAGCUUCUCACGCCCCUCCACCUGAUGCAAGCUAAAAUGCCAAGUCAUUUUUAUACAUUUCGUUAGUCUACAAAUUGUCAUUUUUAUUACAUUAUCACAUUCUUAAAACGAUCUUUCGGGGGCUGAUCCCCAGAUUGAGAACUGCUGAUGGUCUUUCCUUUGACAUGAUGCCCUAAAAUGUUUUCUGAGUGGGUUUAGAAAUUAAAAAGUGCAACUAGUAUUGAAAGAGAAACAUAAGCUUUGUUGUUUAAAUGGGGCCUUAAAGAAAUGUGAUUUUCUCAAAGUGACUCACUUAUUACUGUGUGUACGUCAACAGUGUUUGCUGAAAGAUUAAGUACAUUCUCCUAAGCACUUCUGAAUGGCCUUUACGUGCUCCCAUGAAACCCUGACUGGUGUAUUUCCUCGUCAGAAGAUGUUUAUACUCCUCGCCUCUGACGGUGUUUGCUUUACAGGUGUAUGUUAAAUGUAAAAAGGGAAUGUAUACACAACACACACCACUGUAUAAAAUGCCUUCUUUGUGGAGUCGUUCACAGACAUGUACCAGCAUUAGCUAAACCGAGUCGUUUGUACAGCGUGUCACUACUGAAUGUCAGACAGCAAAAGUAUUGCACACCUGCAGCAACACAUCCAGUUAGUGUAACUGUUUCCUCCUUGAUUGUAAUGUAAAUCAAGAGCAUUCACGGAAUAACACAUAAGCUUUCAGCUGUACUAAUGUGAAACACUGUAAAAGAUGUCAGUAAUGUACACACGAUAUCAAUAGCAUGAGCAACUGUUCAUUCAUUUCACUGUACUGCCAUUGUAAAACAAUAAAACCUUGAUACAG